This is a messenger RNA of Dothidotthia symphoricarpi CBS 119687, 420 nucleotides long. RefSeq lists its product as uncharacterized. The transcript has a single exon. Bases 1 to 420 code for a protein of 139 amino acids. The record is from RefSeq and is a predicted model, not a curated record. NCBI's taxonomy places the organism in Eukaryota, Fungi, Ascomycota, Dothideomycetes, Pleosporales, Dothidotthiaceae.
AUGAUCCCCUCAAGCCUCCUGCGCAAGCAACUCACCCGCCCACACACCCACCUUACACCCCUCCUGCGCAAAAUGUCCACACCCUCAAACAAAGCGUCGCCCAGCACGCCCUCCUCCCAGCCCCAAACCCAACCGCAACAAACCGCUCCCCCAACCACAGACCCAGACACGACAGCACCCCUAACCCUCCCAGAACCCAGCACGGCGACCCACAAGCUCAACGUCAACGGGCAAGGCGUCAAACUGGAUCACCUGGGCCCACUAGUAGUCAAUCGCGAUGGGACGCUGUCGAGGAUCGCGAAUUGGGAGAGCAUGGCGGAUAUUGAGAGGAGCAAUACGGUGAGGAUUCUGGGGAAGAGGAACAUGUUAAGGCUAGAGGGAUUGAGAGGGGAAGGCGAGGUAGGGGGUGUGGAGAAAUGA